Molecule: messenger RNA, 321 nt
Organism: Diaporthe amygdali
Lineage: Eukaryota; Fungi; Ascomycota; Sordariomycetes; Diaporthales; Diaporthaceae
Exons: 1
Coding region: 1-321 (106 amino acids)
Source: RefSeq, a predicted model, not a curated record
AUGCCGCGGACGAAUGGCGUGCUCGUGGUCCAGAGUGGGCGAAGACGGGGGUACACAGAACGCACGCAUUGUGUGAUCGCCCUACCGACACGCGAAUUUGCAGUACCUUUCCGAAAAGGUGUGCACCCCCGCGCAUUUGGACCAGGUGCUCCCACGCCGCCGUCCAGUGAGCACCUGACGUUGCGAAUCACGCGAUCGAGGCAUCUCAGGGACGCGGUUGCGACGUGCGGGCUGACCUCGGCAAAGCUGGCAGAGCUCCAGCGAGGGCUGAGAAACAACGCGCACGCAAUCGCCUUGGCGAGGCGAAAUGCGGAGCGAUAG